This is a messenger RNA of Adelges cooleyi (spruce gall adelgid), 530 nucleotides long. Its product is annotated as translation machinery-associated protein 7 homolog. The transcript has 2 exons. NCBI's taxonomy places the organism in Eukaryota, Metazoa, Arthropoda, Insecta, Hemiptera, Adelgidae. The record is from RefSeq and is a predicted model, not a curated record. Bases 160 to 354 code for a protein of 64 amino acids.
AAAUCAAACCUGUGGGUAGUGAAUACUGAAUAGUGAUGUUUUAUUAGUUUUGUAUAGUGGCUAGUGAAUAUACCUACAAAUUAUAAAUUUUAAUAGUAUAGACUAUAGUUCCAUUACGAAUACUCGAUUUUUUUCGUUACAUAAAUUAAAUCUAGAAAUAUGUCUGGACGGGAAGGAGGUAAAAAGAAGCCUUUGAAGAAUCCUAAGAAAGAAUCUAAGGAGUUAGAUGAAGAUGAUAUAAGAAAUAGAGAAAAGAUUAAGGAACAAGAGAAAGCUUUAAAAGAAUUAAAAGCAAAAGCUAGUCAAAAAGGACCUUUAGCUGGUGGAGGAAUUAAAAAAUCUGGCAAAAAAUAAUUUAUUAAACUUUAAUAUUUAUUGUUUUAUUGAAAAUAUCCUUAUAAUAUGUAAAAUUAACAAAUGUAUAACUAAAUAUUAAGUUCUUAACUUACAAAUAAAUGGUAUAUAAUUUUUUUCAGGAAUAACAAUUUUGUAAUGAUCUCUAUUAAAUCUAAAAUUUUACCUGUUAGAAA